Messenger RNA from Cryptomeria japonica (Japanese cedar), 4325 nucleotides. RefSeq lists its product as uncharacterized. Lineage: Eukaryota; Viridiplantae; Streptophyta; Pinopsida; Cupressales; Cupressaceae. The coding region runs from base 342 to 3551 and encodes 1069 amino acids. The transcript is spliced from 8 exons. The record is from RefSeq and is a predicted model, not a curated record.
UUUAGUUUUGAAUCGAAGUUUUAUAUGUUUUUUUGAGCCAAAUUCCAUGUUUUCACAAGGUAUUAUUUUCGACCAGGUGCGUCUGUGUAUUCGAGGGGCGUUUUCCAGUUUUUGUGGAUGUAAUAAAUGCUUAACGAUGGUUUUUACAUUUUUGUGCAUUUUUUGACCCAAUUAUUUGCUUUAUCGUGUUGUGAUCUAACAAUUUAAAGCAAACAUGGCUACUUAAUGGGGUUUUCUGUAAUCCUGUUUGGGCUGGUUUUGAGCGGCGUUAGGGCUUGAAAAACCCCGACCAGGGGUUUUACAGAGUUUUUAGAAGUGCGAUAGUGGGGAAGUUCAUUGCCAUGUUGAGUCUGUUUCAAAUUAUGUGCUCAAAAGAUGCCGUUCAGUCAGAGGAGUUUGCUGAGCAAAAACAAAAGGAUUCAAAUGAUGCUGGGCUGUCAUCUGUUGAACUUGUGCCUGAUUCAAGCGAAUCAAAAGCAUCAAUUGUGGACCAUUACAUAAGAACAUUUAGAAAUGGAAGGCUAAUGAUAGUACAAGAGUUGACUUCUAACCCUAGGAAAGUUAAGACAAUGGAUGCCAUAUUAGGCAUAGAUAAAUCCACCCCUAGCCCUGGAAUCAGUAAGCGCGCAAAUCAAGGAUCUCAAAAAUCCACUCCUAGCACUGGAGUUGGGACGUGUAAAGAUUUAGAAUCUCAACAAGCUACCUGCAGCCUAAAUACAGAAUCCCAAGAAGCCAUCCCCAGCCCUGCAGUCAAAAAGCGUAAAAAAGAAGAAUCCCAACAAGACAAUUCCAGUCCUGGAAUCAAAAGGCACAAACGUUUAGAAGUCCAGCAAGCCACUCCUAGUCCUGGAGUCAGGAAGCAUCAAAUUGCAGGAUCUCAACACAAAACUAAAAGUUUGACAAUAUUAAGUAGUCAGAAAGCAAAGCACAAAUAUCAAGUUUCUGAAAGUGCUACAGAGGACGCACCUGAUAUAAAUGAUGUCCAAGAAGGGAAUUUUUUGGGGAAGCAGAAUGGAGACCUUAUUCACUGGAAUGUUGUUGAUGCUGGCAGGUCUUCAAAGAGCAUGCAACAAACCUUCAGUGAUGGAACUGAUGAUGAUUCGAUGGGAAUAUUUUUGAAAGACUAUCUAAAGCAUCUAAAAUCAAAGAAAAAGAACAAAUCCGGUAGCACAAAACCUAUCAAAGUUAGCAAUAAGUUGAUUAAUAAUGGCAUAAGUUGCGAUGAGUUUUAUUCUGGUGGAACGAAUAUGCUAUCUGGUAUAAGCUCCAGUACAAAAACCCCUGUGAAAAGGAAAAAUAGGUCUGAAGAGGAAGAUGACGAAACUAAAACAGGUGAAAUGAUGGCUUCCAAAGAUGAGGAGACACUGGCAUAUUUUAAAGACAAGGCAUUUAGAAAGUUAAAAUCUCAGAGGACUAGUUUAUGUCAGGCACAGCACCAAGCCGGUUUUCAAUUGAAUGACCAGGAGCAAGGGGUGUCUGAAGUUACUGCUCCAGAGAAUUCUGGUCAAGAUAUCAUUUGCCUAGAAAGUGCGGUAAUGUCAUGCACUGUUCAAUUGAAUAACAAGAUGUUACAAGAGAUGACUGAUAUAAAUAUACCUGAAAAUUCUAUGAAAACUAUUCCUACUUCUGAAAUUUCAUGUGGUAAAUUAGACUCGGCCAAUAGUAGUGUGAUGAGAAUUAAUUGCCAAAGCUAUGCAGUUGAAGAGAUGGAAUUGGAGAAACCUAAAAGUAAAAGGCAGCGAUUUGAAAAUGGUUCUGCUAAGCUGAAUUCAGAGAAGGUGCCUUAUUUAGUUGAUUUGGUCCUUGAACCAGCUGCAGAUGACAAACACACAAGAAAUGCAACACCUAUCGAUACUCAAAAAGUUGCUUGCGGGGCUGGAUUGGAUGCUGCCAACUUGUCAGUUUUGUCCGAAGAAAAAUAUCAUGUAGGUCAUCAUAGAUCUUUUUCACCUGGAACUAAAGUACAAUUGUUUUCAUCACGUGCCAAUGAAACUCAAGAUAAGGAGAAUGGAUCCUUUAUUGGAAAGCCAAAAUGUAAUUUCAUUGAUCUAUUUGAAGAUCUAGCACACGAGAAAAGGGACAAGUCUGUGAUUGAGAGUUCACAAGUGGAAAACACAAUUGCGACAUCUGUUGUUGAUGUGAUCAAUGCAUUCUCUGCAUGUGUUGAACACCUUCCAACAGAGCCACUUAUGGAGCAGGAUGUUCGUGGUGAAUCUUUUCAGGAGCUACCUGCAAAGUUGCCUUCUGCCAGAAAAUUAAUGACUCCAUACUCACAGGAAAGGCUUCUACAGGCUUCGGACUUCAAACAUGAUUUCCCAAAUUCACCAUCUGCAGGAUGUGCAUUGCCACAAAGUGAAUCAGAUGCAGCACACAAGAUGAAUAUGCAAUACGAAUUGAAUGACACUAAUUCAACAAUGAGGGUUUUGGACUUCUCUUCAAAUGAUGCUGUAAAUGGUUUUACUUUUCAAAGUUCAGAUGCUAAUGGGUUGGAGUCCCCUUGUAACGAUAGGCAGUCUCUACAGGUUGAUGACUUUAAACGUGUUUUCACAAAGUCAUUACCAGCAGGAUGUCCAUCCCAGCAGUGCAAGUCAGAGUUAGAUGCAGCAGAGAAAGUGGACGUGGAUUCUCAUCCGUGUGAUGCUAAUUCAAAGGGUUUUACAUUUCAAAGUACAGAUGUUACAGGGUCCCCUCGUAACAAUAAAAGACUUGUGCAUGUUGAGGAUUUUAGAGUUUCUUUCACAAAGUCACCACCACCUGUAGGAAGUGCAUCUCAGCCAAGUAAUUCAGAUGCAGCUAACAUAAAUGUGGUUUCAUCUGAUACAAAAUCAAAGGAUUUUACUUUUCAAAGUCCAGAUUUUAAACGUUUGGGUAAUCCUAUUGUAAAUAAAAGCCCAAUACGGCGACAAAAUUCCCCUUUUCCACACCGGAAAAGUCCUCAGUCACGCCUUUACAAUAGUAUCCCAUUGGUAGCUGAUCGUCUUGGCAGUCAGACAUCUCCCCUGCCUCAAAGAAAUAUAUCAGAGAACAAUUAUUUGGCAAACUAUAGAGAAGAAGCUUCUCCUUCCUCAACCAUCAAAAGCAUCCUUAAGUCUCCAGGCAUUUGCCCCACAGCAUGUAAAUGUGAUAUAUGUUAUUCUAUACAAUCUAGAGCUGAGAAAGCAAGUGCAUUUACCCAGCGCCAGAUGCGUGAUAUAGAAAAUUUAGCAAACAACCUUUUAAGUGAACUCAAUUCAAUGCGGACUAUUGUUGAAGAAAAUCUGAAUUCUGAAGCAGUUCGGCUUACAGUAGAGGAGAUGAAAGGUGCUGCUGCUAGUGCUCUAGAAGCCGAGGAAACAACAAAAAAAUGGAUUGCUAUGAUGUCUCGUGAUUGUAACCGUUUUUGUCAAAUCAUGCAACGUUCUGUUGACAAAAAACCCAGUUUUUCAAUUGAUUGCGAAAAGCAACAAAAAAAGAUCAUUUUUGCAGAUGAAGCUGGCAAGGAACUUUGCCAUUUUAAGAUUUUUGAAAAUGACGAGAAAGAGGAGAACCGACAAAUGGAGGAUUGCCUAUGAAGGAAUAUAGGGAUCAUGUAAUGAGCCAAUGAGAAAAUGCUAAUAAUAUGUGAAAGAUAUCACUAUAUUUACUUCUUACACAGUGACAGGAAUUCUUUUGACAGUAACAGUAUAUUGUUGUCAAAGCAGUACUUCACUAUAGACAAUGAUUUGUACUGUUAUUGGCUUAUUUUCCAGAUUAACGCACCUUGUAUACUAGAAUUGGGUCAUUUGAGUCUCCAGAAUUUAGGCAUUAUUAUUUGAAUCACUUUGGAUGACAUCAGAUUUCCCUUGUUCAGUAAAAUGGUAAGCAUUCACCAACCAUUAUAUUUAAUGGACUGGAAUGCUCAAGUUCAGCACGCCUCUUGGCUAAGAAGCUACGCCAUGUGGCACUUUCACUCAGCUUUAUCUGUGCCUGCCUGUCUUACUACAGCUCAUUAACAUGCAGAGAAUACCAUGUGGGGUUUGAGCCCAUAGCUUCGUUAUGGCAAUUGCUCUGCCAUAUUACUUGAUUACUGUAUUCUGGAUAUGGAAGAUCUGAGAUUACUUUGUUUGCAAUAUAUGGUCUUUUACUGGGAAUUGCAUGAGAUAAUGUAUCUGUCCCUCCCAAACAUUAGUCUCAUGACUGUUGGACUGGUCACAAAUUCCUAUAUUUUAAAGGUUUUGUGCAAGAGCAGGAUUUCAAAAAGAGCAAGGUUUCUCAUUUUAUCUUGGCAGCAUAAACAUUCGUUGCAGGUAUCUUUUAAUUGACUGGCAUUUUAUUUUAUUGAUUAAUUUCUCACAUUCUAAAGUUUA